AACCCCUAAUAUUGACAGGCUAGCAGACGAGGGAGUGACGCUUACUCAGCAUAUAGCAGCAUCCCCACUUUGUACUCCAAGCAGGGCUGCUUUCCUGACAGGGCGAUAUCCUAUCCGAUCAGGAAUGUCUGCCUUCUCACGAGUUGGUGUCUUCUUAUUUUCUGCCUCUUCUGGGGGACUUCCUUCUGAAGAAAUAACUUUUUCCAAACUCCUGAAGCAGCGAGGUUAUGCAACAGCUCUAAUAGGAAAGUGGCAUCUUGGGAUGAACUGUGAAAGCAUUAAUGACUUCUGUCACCACCCUCUCAGUCAUGGAUUUGAUUACUUUUAUGGGCUUACCGUGACCAAUUUUAGAGACUGCCAGCCUGGCCAAGGCAGCGUAUUUUUAAAAGGAGUUCAGAAAUCCCUUGUCGUCCCAGUCCAAAUCGCUGGAAUCACCCUGAUCUCUUUGGCAAUAGUGCAGUACAUUGGCCUCUUCAAAGUACCUGUCCAAGCAUUGGGUUACUGCUUGUUGAUAACUGCUAUUUCACUUGCGGUUUUGAUUUUUUUCUUUUAUCACUUUCGACACUUGAACUGCUUCUUAAUGAGGGACCAUCAGAUUAUCCAACAACCGCUAUCCUAUGAGAACCUUACUCAGAGACUGACAAAGGAAGCUGUGCAGUUUAUAGGAAGGAACACUAAUGCACCAUUUCUUCUUGUCCUGUCUUAUCUUCAUGUCCAUACUGCUCUAUAUGCUUCAAAAAAUUUCAGAGGAAAGAGCAAGCAUGGUUUAUAUGGGGAUGCAGUGGAGGAAAUGGACUGGAGUGUAGGUAUGUUACAU
This is a messenger RNA of Cariama cristata (Red-legged seriema), 817 nucleotides long. Its product is annotated as steryl-sulfatase-like. The transcript is spliced from 4 exons. Gene Ontology annotation, molecular function: arylsulfatase activity. The annotation marks the transcript as partial. The record is from RefSeq and is a predicted model, not a curated record. NCBI's taxonomy places the organism in Eukaryota, Metazoa, Chordata, Aves, Cariamiformes, Cariamidae.